Molecule: messenger RNA, 1986 nt
Organism: Culex quinquefasciatus (southern house mosquito)
Lineage: Eukaryota; Metazoa; Arthropoda; Insecta; Diptera; Culicidae
Product: fidgetin-like protein 1
Exons: 2
Coding region: 109-1917 (602 amino acids)
Molecular function (GO): ATP hydrolysis activity; ATP binding; microtubule severing ATPase activity
Source: RefSeq, a predicted model, not a curated record
AGUAAAUAUCUCAAAGCAAAACGAUAAGUUUGUGUUCGCGCGCGCAGUAUUUUAGGAUGUUUUUCUAGGACUUUGAUGUCGUGAUUUUGAAUCCGUUCAGAUUUCGCAAUGGAAGAUCCAGCGGCCCUCGAAUCGUACCUGGGCCAGCUGGUGCAACGACUUGACCAGGCAGAACAAAGUUCCAAUUCCUUCCAGAAAGCCAACACAAUCCGGAAUCUGAGCUCGCAACUUUUCGCCGAAGCACAGGCAACAAACGAUGAGCGCCUCGCUGUUUCCAUCCUGGCGCGAUACUUGGAUCAGUACCAGGACACAGUUAUGGACACCGACACGGUCAACAACUACUGCGACUCGGUGGCCGAGCUGCUCCAGAACGAAGACGAAGAGGAACCGGGCAUUACCGAGAGCAUGCUCGGCGAUCCGUUGAGCUACUUUUCCAAUGACCAGCGCAGACUGUGCCAAGGAACGUUCGAAGACUGCACCAGCUGGCAACCGAGCGCGUCCGAUUUGCAGGCCGUCUUUCAGCGAGUCACUCAGAACGUCGUGGUGGCACCGGAAGUGGUUCCGGCUAAAGCGGCGGUGCCAAAGGCCACCUUGUCGGCGGUUGAGGAAAUCUCCCGUCGCGUUUUUGGUCCAAAACCGUCGAUCUUUGCACCGAAGGUACCGAUUAUGGCGAAACCGGUUCCGGUGGAGGUUGCUCAGCCGAAAGUGGCGCCGAAUGAACCCGGUAAGGAGAGUUCCGCCGCUGGGACUAGCUUCCGAACGGCCAAGGACGAGCUGCAGAUUCAGAAUGUUAAGAAGUAUGGUACGGCGAAUCCUGCUGGGAAGACGCCCUUAUUCGCUUAUGGAAGCAAAAAAUCGCUGGGUGGUCGUCGGACGCUCGGGAGCAAAUUUGUCUGUCCGAUUCGCAACGACGACGAAGAGAACAAGCCACCUUCGAGGCAGCAGCACGGGGACAAUCAAUCUGCGGCGUCCGGGUCGAGUCAGGAGGAGUUGGAAGAGGUUGACGAACGGCUGCGCAACAUCGAUCCCAAAAUGGUCGAGUUAAUUCGGAACGAAAUCAUGGAUCGUUUCUCUCCCGUAACGUGGGACGACAUCGCGGGGCUCGAGUACGCCAAGCAAAUUAUUCGCGAAGCCAUCGUGUGUCCGCUGCUGCGGCCGGACAUCUUCACCGGAUUGCGCAAACCUCCGCGGGGAAUUCUCCUGUUUGGACCGCCCGGAACGGGCAAAACUCUGAUCGGCAAGUGCAUCGCAUCGCAGUCCAACGCCACGUUUUUCUCGAUUAGCGCGUCCUCGCUAACUUCGAAGUGGAUCGGCGAGGGAGAAAAGAUGGUCCGAACGCUGUUUGCGGUGGCCGCCGUGCACCAGCCGGCGGUCGUAUUCAUCGACGAGAUCGAUUCCCUACUCUGCCAGCGGUCUGAAACGGAGCACGAAAGUUCGCGCCGACUCAAAACGGAAUUCCUCAUUCAGCUGGACGGAGCUGCCACCGCCGAUGACGAGCGAAUCCUCAUCGUCGGUGCCACCAAUCGGCCCCAGGAACUGGACGAAGCGGCUCGGCGGCGCCUCGUCAAACGCCUGUACAUUCCACUGCCGGAACUGAACGCACGAACCCAGAUCUUAAGUCGGCUUCUCGCCAGCGAGAAGAACUCCCUCACCGACGGUCAGAUUGCCGAGAUUGGCCAGCUGACGGAGGGCUUCUCGGGGGCCGACAUGAAGGUGCUCUGCCACGAAGCCUCGAUGGGGCCGAUUCGGUCCAUUUCGUACGAUCAGCUGGUGCAGGUGGCGAAGGAAGACGUCCGGGCGGUUAAUUACGACGAUUUUAAAACGGCGCUGAGUCGGGUGCGGGCGAGCGUUUCGCAAGGAGAUCUGGUGCAGUACGUGCAGUGGGAUCGUCUCUACGGGUCGGGCAGUUCCGGCUGAUGAUGACAGGUAACGGUGGUGGUUUGUGUUUUGUUUCUGUUUUUGGACAAAUAUUAUAGUUCUUUUGUA